Folsomia candida is the source of this 6775-nucleotide messenger RNA. Its product is annotated as putative mediator of RNA polymerase II transcription subunit 26. The record is from RefSeq and is a predicted model, not a curated record. The transcript has 4 exons. Bases 664 to 5922 code for a protein of 1752 amino acids. NCBI's taxonomy places the organism in Eukaryota, Metazoa, Arthropoda, Collembola, Entomobryomorpha, Isotomidae.
GCUGGCAUUGACAUUGUGACCACGACCACGGUGUUGCCGACGACAACGUUGCUGGUUAUUUCGUGAUUUUUUAACAUUAUCGCCCACCCCCACACACACAAACCACUCACUGCACUCACCGUCCCUUGGGUGGGAGUUGGAGCGAGUUAAGAAAAAAAAAACUCGGCAGUUUGAGGUUUGGGUUCCUCAACCGUCUUGAAGUCUUCAGUUUGUGUUUCAAAGCUCUGAAUGGUGCUACGAAGAAGAAGUCUCCAGUUGAAUAAUAAUAAAACCCAAGUCUCAGCAGAGUUAUUAGUUUCCGACUUGGGUAUUUUUGGGCUUUUUCCCUUUUUCUUUGUGAAAAGGUGAAUUAGAGAGACAAAGUGAGGAACGUAAUUGGGACUCAUUGUUACCGGCUUUAUUAGAGUAAUUGAGAAAUCAUAAAGCAAUUAAUAGUGCUGUUCUCUUCCCCCGGUGUCCUGCUGAGCCUUUGAGUUUCAGGAAAUUAUCAGAUCCAGUUGUUGAGACUUUUCGUCGUCUCAUAAACAUUCUCCACUCACAAAAGUUGUGUUUCUCUCGGUUACAUUCUUCCUCUUCCUUGUGCCCCCAGAAUAGAACGCGUUGAGAGAGAAUUCGUAGGAGAGAGGUGUGGACAUUGGAUUGACUAGCAUUAUCCUGGAGUGGAUGAUCACAAUGGAUUGGAAAGUGGAACGAAGAACGGAAAUGAACGAGGAGUUGGAAACGGGGGAAAGGCGACAACAGCCUUCUUCUUCUCUGGAGACUGAGAAAAAGUCAGGUCACAGAUUUGGACACCGUUCUACAAGAAGGUCACAAAACCAGCAGAAGAAUCAUGUGUGGCUCGUCUCUUCAAGUGUCGUCUUGUUAGUUUUGUGCCAUGCCUUGACUCCAGCUCAAUGCUUUUUCUUUCCCAAAUCUCUGUUCCGAAGACUGUCCCCGGCCCCUUCCUCGUCCUCCUCACAAGUGCAGCACACUGCCCCCUCCAGAGACUCCAGACUGGUCGGCUCUCCCUCCGAGCAACAACAAGUGCAGUCUGGGCUGAGGGCGUACAACAAUCGUCCCCUGGGCAAUGAGUCACCUUCUCAACCAAAUCCAAACUUUCAUGUGCCCAAAGCUUUAUGCAUUGCAUGCGAACGGUUUCCUUGGAUGCCGGUGGCAGGAUCCGGAAAGCCCCAACAACAACAGCCCACUGAUCAAUAUCCGGCCAAAUCCGUUUCAAAUGCCAAUGUCCAACCAUCCAAUACAAUUGUUAUUAGCGCUCUAGGCCAGGCACAAGAUGGGGUUCCGCUUCCGGUGCAACCAGCAAAUAGGAAACCAUUUGCCAUUCAGUUUGACUCGGUCCAAUCCCAGAAUAAUGCAGCACCGCAACAUCAACUUUCAUCUCAAAAGCAACAAUUCAAGGAGCAUACGCCCACGAAUGACAAUGCAAAUAAAAAUAGAGAUCCUGCCACAAGACCAAUCACUUUUCAAAUUUAUGAUCCGCCUCGACAACAGCCCACUGUGUUGCGACCGGUGGGAAAUAAUCCGCCGCCCCCGCAGCAGCCGCAGCCUCAGCAACACCAAAGUGGUGGAUAUUUUAAUGAGCCAGCCCCAUUCAUGCAGCCCCCACCAGGUUAUCAGAUCCGCCCCAUGCAAAUGUUCCAGUUCCAACCUCAAAUCGCUUAUCGACCCACCGUACUUCAGCCAGUAGUGAGUCAAAGUUAUGGCAUGGUUCCUCCGCCCCCACCUUUCCAACAAAGUGGAUACAACUUUCCUCCAAGAAAUGCCCCUCAAAAACAACAACAACCGCAGCAACAAUCUUCGUCAUCGGCAUCAUCAUCAAAUUCUGCAGCACCAGUUCCACCCAUUACGAUUAGCACCAUUGUUGCCGCUCAGCAUGGCGGUGGUGGGGUUCGUCCUCAACAGCAACAGCAGCAGCCUAAACAACAACAGCAUGCUCCAAUUUCCAAUUUCCAAAAUAUUCUUCCAGCCAAACUAGUGUAUCAAGAGCAUUCGGAGAUUCAUCCACCAAACAUUGCACCGUAUAAAAAUCCACCUCAGCCUCAAGUUCAAUACGGAAAACCAUUCCCACCAUCCCCACAAAAUAUUAAGAUGCCAAUCAUUUCACGACCACCUUUUGGACAGUUUGAGCAGAUAAAGUCUUCGAAUAAUAUUGGCGGAUAUUUGCCUCCACCUCCACAAAAUAGACCACCACAAGGAGGAUAUCUUCCCCCACAACAAUCUCAACAUAGUGGUCAACAAAAGCCGGGUGGAAACCAGUAUAUCAUUAAUUUGCGUCCUCCAGUCCAACAACCUGCACCCCAACAACAACAAGGUCAACGACCUUUCCCCAGUGGACAAGUGUUCUUCCCUAACCAACCUCAGCCACAACAACAACAACAGCAGCAGCAGGCCCCAAAACAACAAUACGGAUCUCCUCAACCGUCUGGGCAAAAUCAACAGCAAUCAAAUCAAGGUUCCAAUGAUGUGAAAUAUGGGCAACCACAAUCGAAACCUCAAACAGCAGCCGCAGACUCGUCACAAUCCCACUCUUCAAACAUUGUUGCAAUUCCGGUCCCAAAUCAGGAAUCUUCUCCUCCAGAUUACCAUCAAUCAGGAAGUACGAUACAGAACCAGAGAGAAACCCCGUCCAACAACUAUGUUGUCCAGACAGCACCCAAAGUACCAUUCAGUCCACCCAAAGGAGUUGUAAAAAAUCCUCACAUUCAAUCCAUUGAGAACAUACAGCCCCCAGCACCUCCAAAAGCAUCGGAAGGCAGUGGUAGCAAUAACCCCUCCACUGUUGCCCCCUCGGUGCAGGAGAGUGGAUGGGAAAUUAUCCCAGCAGUACAGACCGACAUUACGCAUCUCUUCCAAAAUCCAACUACUCCAACGGAAAAAACUAAACAGGUCACCACCGUCCCAGUCCCACUUCCCGUGCCAAUUCCCAUUUCUGACUCACAUGCAGCCAAAUCUCCCAUAUUCAUUGUUCGUAAUCAAGGAAAUCGACCAUUAUCGCCGAAUGACCCCAAAAUUCACGGAAAUAUUGUCGUACAUGGAAUCACGUACCAUGAGGAACAGAAAAAUAAACCAGAACCGAUAGUGGCUGCUGCUCAAUCUCAGCAACAAGGUGUGUCACAAGAACCUCCUCCUCGAAGUCCACCACAAAAUGUAGAGUACAAUACUCAACAAAUCAACAAUGCUCCUCAACAACAACAACAGCAAAUCAACAAUGUUCCUCCACAACAGCAACAACAGCACCAAUUUGCCCCCCAGGUUCAAUCUCAACCCGUUCCUAACCCACAACAACAACACCCUCAAAUAGUUUUGAGACCUCAUCCCGACAGCCAGUUUGACCCUUUGCCCGCCUCCAUCAGCACGGCCCUCUAUCACGCCCAGAGGACCUCCUAUCUCACUCACCAAUAUUGGCAAUCCAACGCCAACGGGAAUGCAGGUCCGGGUGGGAGAACCGUUUAUGUUCACAGCGUCCCAGUCGUACGUCCUCAAUACCCCCAGGUUCAAGUGAGCAACAACAACUUGUUGGAAGGGGGCAGUGACUCAUCAUCUCCGGUAGCCUCGAGCUCCGACCUCAAUUCUGUAGAGGGUGACACGACUCAGGAUGAAAAUAUCCAUAACGGAAUUUCAGACCAAACCACUGUAAACUGCCAAAAUCAUCAACAAUGGGUCAACUCAAAGAAUGAACCAACAAACCCCCCACAAGUCACUCAACAACAGCAACAACAACAGCAGCAGCAGCAAGAACAACAACAACAUGUUCAACAGCAACCUUAUCUCAUGUACUAUCCUCCACCCCCACCAGUCCAACAAUCUUCCAUUUUUUGGAUUCAGCCCCCACAACAACAAGGCAAUCAAGGAGAUUCAGGAUUCCUUCGACUGAGACCGCAAAUGCAGCAGCAGCAAAUCCCAACUGGAGGAGACAAGUCGAAAGAUGGUCCAGUUUUCUCCAAACCUGUUUAUGAGUGGUCGACCCCAAAAGUUGCUGACCAGUCUCAAACCCAAAGCGUAAAUAAGUACAACCAAGUACAGGAACCAAUCAAAGAGGAAUCGAGGAGCCAAGUGCAGGACGGAUCAGGGACGACAAAUGGUGGAAGGGGACAACAAGACUUGAAGGGAAGCAGCGAAGAAGAACAGUACUCGAUAAAUAUUCCGUUUGGCCAAAAGCUCUCAAAACGGCCGACUGUAACUCCAUUCGACAUUAUUUCCGUUGGUGGCAAGGAUGACUCCCAGGUUCAAAGUUUAGAGGAGGAGAAUGUGGGGCAGCCAGAGCAAAAACAGUCCAAUCCGAAUGUAGACUACCAACCUCAAGGGCCCACGUCGUCCUCGGAGCACAAUUCGUACGAUGGAUCAUCCCAAGAAGUCCACAGCAGUGAUAACCCAAAUGGUCUGAAUGAGUUCUCCGCUCCUCCGGGUGGAAACGAGAAUAAUCAAGCUCCUCAGUUUGAAGAUGAUCGUUCCUCUCCGCCUGCUCAUCCGAAUUACAUAAUCCGACCCGUCUCCACUACUAUUAUUCACUCCCCAGAGUCAAGUUCAUAUGCGUCUCAAUCAUUCGGUCACCAAACCUUCCGCCCUCAAAAGGUCAUUGUUCAUGAUUUUACGAAAGGAAACAGCGACUCUUCAUCAUCCGGGUCUGACACGUUUGGUGAAAGUCAGCCCUCUUCUGCCCCAUCAGAGGAAGACUAUGGUCAACAGAGUCAACAUGUCCACUCCUGGCAGAGCUUCAACAACAACGUGGUGAAGCUAAAGUCUCCCAAACUGGUGGAAGAGUACCAACAGGUAGACGAUGACGAGGAGGAUGACAAGCAGUCUUUGGCUUCUGUCUCAAACACCAAAGUCGUGCAGUAUCAAAACGUAGCCACCGGCCUGGUGACAGCUGCCGAAUGUGCUCAGGCUCAUUCAGAACCAAUUUUGCUCACGGCAUCCAGCGAAACUGCGGAGGGAAAAAGGCUUCAAGAUGUUUCCACUAAGAAUGAGGAGAAAGCGGAGAAAGUUCGAUUUCGCCAAGGGACAAGAUUCCCAGCAGGUCGUCCAGCUAUAACCUCAUUCAACGCUUGGACUACCACCACGACCACAGCAAUUCCACCAGUGGAUUACGAACAAGGUUCUCUGGAAAGUGGGGAUUCUCACAACCCCGGCUCAGCUUCAAUCUCCAUUCCAGUAUAUCGACCUCCGACGGGAGCUCACCUAGUCCCAAGUCACUCUCGCUUCAACAACAAUAAAUGGAGUCCUCCCAAAAACGUGAUUCUUGACGAUAUUUACGCCAACAGCGAGGUCAAACAACAUUCCUUGGUGGUCGAGACGGGAGGAAUUGGACCCAUUCCCACCACCACGGAGGAUGGUGGUGAGCACACGAGCAGCUCUCAUCCUCCUACGGCUGCGGUUACGGAAGAGGCACCCUUUCUAACGACUAUGUCCACGGAAAAAUCCUCUUCCUUUUCCGUCUCGGAGGAGAGAGGAGGCACGGCUUCCAGCAGCAUUUCGGAACACAUUUCUGAACCAACGGGAAGAAAAGUGCCGAGUGGAAGUGACGACCAGAAAGUUGAGAUUAAAUUUUCACCCAGUGUGCCCUACGUGGAGAGACCGGUUUACAUUGUUACAUCCGCACCGGUAUCCACCACGACGACCACGUCAGACCCGACAACCAGCACUUCAGAUGAUUCAACAACACCCUCACUCGGAAGCACAAGCACCAAAAUUGUCAAAACCGUUCGUGUAAGGCAACGCAUGCGACCGGGUAGUUUUGGAGUAAAAAAUCGUUUCAAUGGUACAACACGAGUACGCGUAGUUCAUCGUCCAGUAAUUCCCGACUAUGUGAAGCACUUUCCAGAAUUUGCAAACCCAGACAGUGAGAGACUUGGAAAACAGGAGGAUGAAGAGAUCAAAAAUGCACUAAUUGAAUUGAAAAGAACUGAUCGAGCUAAACAUUAAAAUGUCUCAUUAUCACUAUUUUUUACAUAUGUAAUUGUACAUUGUUUGGCUUUAUUUAUUCCGAAAUAUUAGUAGUAUUAAUUUAGGUUUCUGCAACAUGUAAACGUUUAAUUUAAUUUUUAGUGUAAUUAUGACCAUGCUAAAUUAAUCGUAUAAAUACACACAAACAUAAACAAUUCUUUAUCAGACAAAUAUGCACUUUUAAGUGAUGAUCUAUUUAAAAUGAGCAUUCCAGUUUUACAUUUUUUAAGGAAAAUGCGCGUUUGCCCAUCCUCACAUAAAUAAUACUGACGCCAAGUUGUGACAUAUUUGAAUUGAAGUAAUAAAUGUUUCUGACAUUGAUGAUUCACACUCACAAAAUACAAUACAAGAAUGCAAUACAACAAAUUAUUAUGAUUACAGAUACGUAAAAUUACUUGUGUAAACUUCUGAAGAGUUAAACGAACACUUAUUUUACGAACACUGGUUUAUUCUUUGACUAGUUAUAUAGUUUUUGCAAUUUUAUACUUGAUCAGCAUUAGCAAUAUAUUUAUCAAAAGUUUGCCAAGAAAUUACAAUUAUAAUUAUUUUAUUACUACACCGUCCAAUGUGCUGCCUUAAUGACAAUGACAAGUUUUACGACGACAAAUGCUGACUAGUUAAUAAAAGUUAGUAAAAGUAGCUUUAAAAUCUACUUUAAAGUGCAACAGGUUGAAGAGUGGUAUUGUUGUGCUAUGUAAAUUAUUUUCUAGAAUGAUACAAUGAGAAGAAGGCAUUAUUAAUUAUUGUGUGUAGAUGAUUUGACAUCAUACAUUGUGCUCUAGAUCUAAAUAUUAAAUAUGACAAGUAAAGUUACUUAAUCUCUGGAAAACUU